Struthio camelus australis is the source of this 2565-nucleotide messenger RNA. NCBI's taxonomy places the organism in Eukaryota, Metazoa, Chordata, Aves, Struthioniformes, Struthionidae. The record is from RefSeq and is a predicted model, not a curated record.
AUGGGUUCUGUCUCUUCAUUACUUGGAUGUGUAACUGUAUAUGGAGUGCAGUUGUCAUCAGAAGCUUGCAGAGAACUAGGCUUCUCCAGUAACUUGCUAUGCAGUUCUUGCAACCUUCUUGGACAGUUCAGCCUGAAUCAGUUGGAUCCAUUCUGCAGGCAGUGCUGCCAAGAAGAAGCUCAGCUGGAAACCAGAAAGCUUUAUGCAGGAGCUGUCCUAGAGGUAUGUGGAUGAAAAUUGGGAAGGUUCCCUCAAGUCCAGGCUUUUGUCAGGAGUGACAAGCCAAAACUCUUCAGGGGACUGCAAAUCAAGUACGUGCGUGGUUCUGACCCUGUACUAAAGCUGCUGGACGACAGUGGGAACAUUGCUGAAGAACUGAGCAUCCUCAAGUGGAACACAGAUAGUGUGGAAGAAUUUCUAAGUGAAAAAUUAGAACGUCUGUAAAAUUGUUUUCAGUUCUUCUCCCUUUUCAUGUUUUAUCAUAGUAAUCUUCUCGGAUGAAGUUUGCUACAGUUGAAAAACCAUUCCAGCUUCUGCAUUAGUUUUUUAAACAUCUCUUGUGCUGUACUAAACGUCUGUUAAUUAGAAGGGGAAGCUUCAGUGCACACAUCUGACAAGUUGACAAACAGAGUAGCUCAUCUUAAUAUAUUUCAGCUCUUGAUGCGUUUAUCACUAAUGAAAUGCUUUGUUACAAACUUAAUUAUGCAAAUAUCAGUUUGCUAUAAUUGGACCUGUUUUUACAAACACUCUUAAAACUAAAGAGCUUCAAAUAAUUGAAAUGAUUACCAUGCUUUUUGUAUGCUGCUCUUUGUAAAAACCUCAGAACCAAAUGCAAUGUACCAUCUCCCAAAGAAACUUGACUGCUAGCGCACUCUUCUAUUUUGUAUUUAAACUGUCCUUUUUAUAUAAGUAAGUUGUUUAUAAUGAGUAUCUAGUUCAUAGAUUUUGAAGCUGAUGGAGGAACUCAUGCUCUGAUAAUUGUAAAACAUUUAGUAAGUACACUUUAGUGAAGACUACAUAGAAAACCUCUUGAGGUGUAUGCAAGUCAGAUGUCUGGUGUGCUUUGCAUUAAAUGUUUUGCUUCAGAAAACAUGAGAUGGAAAGGUUUUUCAAGACUGCUAUAAGUAACUUUCAGAAGUUUAUUAGAAGUUUAUCAAAUGAAUUUAUAAACUGUUCUUUUAAAAUGCAUAUUUUUCUUUUCCAGUUAAAAUUUAUGUGAAUAAAGGGAAUAUAGACAGUAGGUAUGUUAAUGAGUCAAAUCAGUUAUUACUUGUCAGGUUUUUUCCCCACUUAGUGAAUAAAUAUGGUAAGCAAGAUUAAUGUGGUUUUUUGAAGUCCGAUUAGCAAGCAAGCCUUUCCUUUAGCUAUUUCAUGCUCACCACCAGCAUUUGGUUGGAUGACUGUUAUAGUGUGGCCUGAAUUGUUACUCAUGAUUUUCCUCUUUCUAUAUGAUUUUAUACUUCAAGAGAUACGUUUCCUUGUCAAUUUAGAGCUUUAUUCCCAACUUUUGAGAAGAAAUCAUCAGCUUCAUUACAGACAGUAGCCAAAGGACUGAGAACACACUAGAUUAUCAAAAGCAGUGACUUUUUAGGUUUAGCCUUCUGAGAGUUUUUUUUCCCCUGAAAUACUUUAUAAACUCUUGGAAGGGCACAUGAUGCUUCCCUGUUAUCUUAGUUGGUCUAUCUCUCAUUCUUAUUGUGUGUCUUCCACUCCUGUCUUAAAAAAACAUGAUGCUUAUUUCCCAAAUGAUCCAGUGUGAGACAGCUACAGUAAUGGUCACCACUGUCUUGGCAAGACCAAAAUACAAACUUUACACAAAAAGCAAACAUUUUUGCAGCUUGUGCUAACUUACCAGUCUAAAGUGAAAUUGUUUCUGGGACAUGAAAUAACCUAGUCAGCAUAUGAGUUAUAAACAAAACACGUGGCAUGACAACCCAGUAUUUUAGCAGUAAAAACAUGCUGCCAUCCACUGGUCUUUCUUUUAAUAUACUGACUAUAUUCCAUAGUUUGGCUUCCUACAUUUGCCUACAAAGGGAUUUCAGUUUCUCUGCUGAUGAUUUACCAUGCUGUUUUAGCAGAAUAUUUUAGCUUCAUCCUUCUCCCCAUGCCCUCCAGCCUCAGGUCUCCUCCACUGCUCACCAGGGGGAGUGUUCGCUCUUUGUUUCACAGUCAGCAGCUGUGAAAAUUCAUAGAGCUCAAAAGGUUAUUUUGGCUUGUGGCAACUAACUACGUAAUAUACAAGGUUUAAAGCUCCUGUUAGAAAGGAAGUGAUUCGUUUUUACUUAUAGCCAUGAUAAGCACCCAGUACUUCAUCAAAGGCAUUCAGUCAGAUUUAAUGCAAGAAUGAUUUAGUCUUACAUAAUGUUCUUGUUGUGCUAGAUCUUGAGAAAGUUAAUGAAAGGGAGGAAAAAGCAGCAAGUACACACGAUGGAGUUGAAAAACGAAGUGUCCAUCUGUCCAACUGAUCUUGCAGGAGAGGUUGUCAGCGCUUUUAAAACAAGUGUUGUACAUUUUAUUUUCUGUACAUGGAUGUGGUAAAUAGAUGAAUUUGAAACUUGGUGUACA